This is a messenger RNA of Clarias gariepinus (North African catfish), 3589 nucleotides long. RefSeq names its product holocarboxylase synthetase (biotin-(proprionyl-CoA-carboxylase (ATP-hydrolysing)) ligase) (gene hlcs). Gene Ontology annotation, molecular function: biotin--[biotin carboxyl-carrier protein] ligase activity. The record is from RefSeq and is a predicted model, not a curated record. Gene Ontology annotation, cellular component: cytoplasm. Gene Ontology annotation, biological process: protein modification process. The transcript is spliced from 11 exons. Lineage: Eukaryota; Metazoa; Chordata; Actinopteri; Siluriformes; Clariidae. Bases 85 to 2724 code for a protein of 879 amino acids.
AACGCGGAAGCGAAUAUGACGGCAAGUUUGUAAUCGUUUGUAAAGCCUUACGGGCUCCAUGACAGCAAUGUCUAUUCGGCAAACAUGUUGAUAACGCUAUGUUACGUCUACCUGUGGGUGCGCUUUCAGAAAUGCUACACGGGGGUCAUACGGAGUGUUCUUUUUAGGCUGCGUGCAAACCGAAGCAGCUUCGCGUUCUGCGCGCAGAGUUUCAGCAGCCUGCAGAGCCCCAGCUCCCCCGAGCACACACUCCUCCUUCAGCUCGGUAACAAAGUCAUCUACAUCACCGAGCCUCAGGCGUGUGAUGACCUGAGCAAGUGGACUUCGUUGCUCAGCUCUUCUUUGGUCCCUGACCCAAAACUGGAGAACAUUGCUUUUAUUAUAGAAGCCACAACAAAACUGACAGCUGUUCAAUCUCCUUCAACACCAAACACAAGGAAGAAAGCACUGAAGUGGUCAGACUAUUGCCUUCCUCUGGCCUGCAGCCCAGGACAGCCAUACAGAGCAGUGGCUGAGGCGAGCCUGGAUAACUUCAGCACUCUGGGCGUGGCUUUUCUGGAAGACCGACUGCAAAUGGAAAAUGGCCUCAUUCCUGAAAAGAUAGUUUCUGUGUUGCUCAGGGAAUCUGCACUGAAAGAACUACUUGAUAAGCAGCAAUCAGACCUAGAUAAAGAGUCUGACCCAGUUAUAAGCAGCAUUCCAAAGGACGCUGUUUUGUCCUCCGCUUCUCCGAGUAAACAGCGGGCUGAAGAUAUCCUGCCAGAUUCCGGGAAGAGCACAUGUGAAGCAUCGUGUGACCAGCAGGCAGAACCAGAGCACAAAAGUGAUCACCACCACAUGGAAGGUCACCACCUGCACCUCUCCAGCUGCCACGAGUGCCUGGAGCUGGAGAAGAGCACCAUCCAGUCAGUGAAAUAUUCCUCAGUCGAGAACAUCCCGGACCUGCCUGAUGAUUACUCGGACACAGAUGUUGAGGACGAAGCAGAUGAGGCCUGGAAAAGGCUUGACAAUACAAAAAGCAAACCGCCCAACGUCCUUGUGUACACAGGCGGCUGUGAGGAGCGAUACAGACACGUGCACUCACUUCUGGCUGAAUGUAUCGACACUGACCGCUACGCUAUCUACCCCCUGCGGCCGCAGCAGGCACUUGAAGAGCCAUGGCUAGACAACACAACGCUCUUGGUGCUGGUCACAGAUGAAGUGCUCACGUCUGAGCUGCAGCUGCGCUUCCUAACAUACCUAGCCCAUGGUGGUAAAGUCCUGGGUCUGUCCUGUUCAUUGUGCCCCGCUGGGCUUAGGUUACAUUCACGGGAGGAGCAACGAGGUCAAAUCUGCAGCUUGAGCUUCAUUAAAUCAGAUAGCACAGAGGUACAGCUAAGUGUGUUAGCAAGUGGGAAUGUUUAUGUACGUGAAGCGCAUGAUACUAGCACUGGAGAAGUGGAGCUUUGGGGAGAGCUGAAUGCCAAUGGAGAGGAGAAAGACAUGGUUAUCGUCAGAGUCACUCACGGCGAGGAUGGUGGAGAAGCUGUCCUGUGUCAGGUGCAUUUGGAGUCAGCCCCAGACUCUGAACAGGUGCAGGACAGUGCUGGCUUCUCAGAGCUGAAGAUGAGUAAUGCAAAACGCUAUGAGGUCCUGACGGAAAUCCUCACCUCUCUGGGUAUCAGCUGUGAACUUAACCAAGUGCCUAAACCCAGCCCUAUUUACCUGCUUUCCACCCAGUCGAAGCUAAAGAAUGAAUUUGUGCGCUGGCUGAGAGCACAUGUGGAUGGCAGGGGCACUGUUCGCUCUCAGAAGACCAGACUGAGGGUGAUAUGGGGUCAAGGGGAGCUGGCCGAAUUAGGCAAAGGAGAGCUAGCACUGCAUACCGAAGCCCCAGAAGUCCUGUCUGAGCAUUUCAACAUGGAGACGUACAGGCAGCAUCUGCAGAGCCAGCGGCUGGGACACACACUGCUCUACGCUGAUGUCACCCCCACCACCAUGGACCUGCUAGAGGGAUUGAUGUUGCAGUUACCAGAGGAUCUGGGGUUAAUUGCAGUGGCAGCACGCCAGACUAAGGGCAAAGGGCGAGGGGGGAACACGUGGUUAAGCCCACUGGGUUGCGCCAUGUUUACGCUGCACUUGCAAAUAGCGGUGAGCUCCCGACUUGGCCAGAGGAUCCCCUUUCUACAGCACCUGGCCGCUCUUGCCGUGGUGGAGGCUGUGCGCACACUGCCUGGAUAUGAGGAUAUUGACCUGAGGGUGAAGUGGCCCAAUGAUAUUUACUACAGUAACCUAAUGAAGCUCGGGGGAGUGCUGGUCACAUCCACUGUCAUGGGGUCCACUUUUCACCUCCUCAUUGGUUGUGGGUUUAAUGUGAGCAACAGUAACCCCACCAUCUGCAUUAAUGACUUGGUAUUUCAGCAUAAUCGUGAAAGAGGAACCACGCUGAGUCCUCUAAGCCCAGCACAGCUCAUUGGCCGCUCUGUCACUCUGCUAGAGCAGCUCAUUUCUGAGUUUCAGCUUCAUGGCCCUGAAGCAGUUUUGCCUAUUUACUACAAAAGAUGGAUGCAUGGUGAUACAAAGGUGCGGUUGUGGAGUGAGGAUGGUCCUGAGGCUGACGUGGUGGGACUGGAUGAUCACGGUUUUCUGCAGGUGAGCUCUCGAGACCAGGGUCUGGUGUCUGUUCAGCCUGAUGGAAACUCCUUCGACAUGCUGAGAAACCUGGUCAUCACCAAGCACAAUUAGACUCUAUUUAUUUACACCGCGGUUUAAUACUGCACCCUUACCAUGUAAGCACUUACUGCUGUACGAGCCACAUUUUCACUGCAGUGACAGAUUUCACCAGUAACAGCAUAUCAAGAACAAAACUGUAAUAAAUGUUCAUGUUGUUUUGCUGCAUGAUCUAUUAAAAGUCUGUUUUUAAAUAAUAUAGAUGUAUAAGGAAAGGUCUGAACAGACCUCAGCCUUUAGUCUAAUAUAAGGCAAUAAUUACAACGAUUGCUUGGCAAAUCUUUAAUUCCAUACAUAAUGUAAGAUGCAUUUAGGAAAGAAAUUCACUUAAAUAAGAUCAUGUCUGGUUAAGUUUAUCAAGUCUUCUGACUGUAUUAACCUGACAACACCUGACUGUAUUAACACCUUUUUUAAUAUACAUUUUGCAAGUGUCUGCAUGCCACAAUACAUGGUGUUUAGACUAUGCAUGCUUGAUUUUUUUUCUUCAGAAAAUCCCUAUUUAAUUACGAAACAGAAAAAAAAUCUGAAACUAUUAGAAGAUAAAGAUGACACUGAUAUGAACCUAAAUGUCAUAUCUGUCCCUUUUCCAAACUUUUAAUCUGUAUAUCUGGUUGCAGUGAUGUAAAUCUUUUGAGUCCUUUAUGUUUUUAUUUUUAAUAGUUACAGUACUUUAUUUUAAGUGUUUAUAUGUGAAACUGCAGCUCUUCUUAUAUAGAACAUUUAAUUACUUGUGACUUGUUUGUUUGUGACGAUAUACAAAAGAAAGCCAGACUACUUAAUAUUUUGUGAUCAGCAGUUUCUAUGCAGAUAUGAAUUUCCAUCUUCAAUAAGUUAUACCUGUGUUUUAUAAUAAAUAUUACUUAUCCGAAAUAAAAAAAAA